Messenger RNA from Geodia barretti, 5755 nucleotides. The record is from the annotation of a GenBank genome assembly. Lineage: Eukaryota; Metazoa; Porifera; Demospongiae; Tetractinellida; Geodiidae.
GUAGGAAUAGAGCUGAGAAUACUCUUCGAACAGUUGCUGACAGUCGCCCUGGAAGAAGCUGGGUACGUCUUGCAAGGCGGUCUGAAUUGCAGCCUGUUCCAGUCGUGGGCGAGCGAGCCGAGAGAGAGUGCUGUCAGAGGUGGGCCCUGCUGCUCCGGUGUGUGCCGUGAAGUAAUCCUCCAAUGAGUGCUCAGCCACACCUCCACCUCGAUUCAGCUGGGCAGCCACAGCAGCCAUCUCUUCUUCGUCCAACUCCUCCUCAUCUUCUUCGGAAAAUUCACUGUCUUCUUGGUCUGAAUCUGAUCUCCACCGGACAUUUCUGGCCCUACCCUUCCCUUUGCUUCUCUUUCCUUGAGCCGUGUCUCUCUGUUCCUUAUUACCCUCUUUCCUUUUUUACCACAUGCAAGAUUUUCAUCUGGUCCCUCGUCAAUUUCGCUAUCUGAAUUUCUCUGCAAGGUUUGCUCCUUUUCAGCGUUCCUUCUACCAGUUUGCUGUUUUGUUUGCCUUCCACUGACUUUUCUCCCCCCACUGGUGCCUCUCCUAGUCUGCAGCUGCACAGCCACCUCCUCCAUAUCUCCCUCCGUUUCUUCUCCGUCUCCCUGACUGGCAUCUUCUCCUAUUCCUGGUGUGGACUGCUCGCCACUCCCAUUUGGUCGCUUCAUCCUCGGUGUUUUCGUGGACCGUCUGCCAUUCUGGAUGGUAAAAAUCUCUCUCCCUGCCACCUCCAAAGGUUUCUCCCCCUCCCCUUCCUCCUCGGUUUCGUCCAUGGUCACUCGACUUGGUCCAACUAGCCGCCGGGCGGAGAGAUGAAGCAACGAUUCGUCCUCUUCGUCUCCCUCCUCUGCCAUAAGUCUCACGACUUCGUCCCUCGCCAGCAACCCCGAGUGCUUUACGUUACUCAUCCUCCUUCCUGCAACUUUCUCCGGCUCGGGCCUCGGUUGCGGGGGCGGUGGUGGGUCAGUUUCAGGACGUUUACCGCCGCGAGGAGUCUUGGUCCGUUUGUUUGGAGGCUUCGGAGCAGUUUCUGCGGGCGAGAGAUCCACUUGCUCGUCUGCUGAGCCGUCAAAACCGUCAUUUUCAGCCGUUUCCUUCCCUCGUCGAGACUUCGUCUUAGCUCGUGUUCUGGGCAUUAUUGCAGACCCUUCUAGUCCGCGGGCGGAUGCGGAGAUUUACGGGAAUUCACAACACGUGGGUAAGGCCGCGGAGAUCGAGAAGGCAUGGCCCUGUUUUCGGACGAACUCUUCGACGUGUUCGAAGAAGAACCGGAGAAGACGAGCUCCAAAGCCAAGAAGCGUCGGAGGGAUGUCGCCGGGGGCUCUGAACAAGGGAGACAGACGCGGGAGGAGCAGAAAAAGCCAAAAGUUGGGGAAACAGCUCCGCCGGUUGGCGCUGGUUCGUCGCUGCAGCCACAACUGAUGGAAGACGAACCUUUCCCCGAGGAAACCGACUCAAAGGAAACAGUAGAGGAAAAGAUUGGUAAGGCAAAGACGAGGAUUUUUCUGGAGCCAGCUAAGAUCCUGACCGUGGACACACUUGAGGGACUCAUCUGCACCCACGAGGUUGCCGUUCCACCUGGCAUGGAAUGCGAACCACUCAAAACCAUUGUCGUCUACUCCAGCAAAGGAGUAUCCAUUUGUGUUGGAUGCGUUCCAGCGAGAGGCUCUGCGGUGCAUCGAGAACAGCCAGUCUGUCCUUGUCUCUGCCCACACCUCCGCGGGGAAGACGGUCGUGGCCGAGUACGCCAUUGCCACGUCGCUGAGAGACACCCAGAGGGUCAUCUACACAACCCCAAUCAAGGCUCUGAGUAACCAGAAGUACAGGCAGAUGUGUGAGAUGUUCAAUGACGUCGGUCUAAUGACAGGAGACCUCACGAUCAACCCCAGUGCCUCCUGCAUCAUCAUGACCACCGAGUUAUACUGUGGUGGUGUAUACCUGUUGCAGAUCUUGCGGAGUAUGCUGUACAGAGGAUCUGAGGUGAUGAGAGAAGUGGGUUGGGUCAUCUUCGAUGAAAUUCACUACAUGAGGGAUCCAGAAAGAGGUGUGGUUUGGGAGGAGACGAUUAUCCUAUUACCAGACAACGUUCACUAUGUGUUUCUAUCGGCAACCAUCCCCAACGCCACGCAGUUUGCCGAGUGGAUCUGCCAUCUUCACCAGCAGCCGUGUCACGUGGUGUACACAGAGUUCAGACCAACUCCUCUCCAACACUACUUAUAUCCCGCAGGAGCUGAUGGCCUCUACCUCGUCGUGGAUGAAAAGGGAAACUUCCGAGAGGACAACUUCCAGACAGCAAUGUCCCUCCUCCAGGAAGGUGGCGGAGGAGGAGGUGGGGGCGGGAGGGGGAAGAAAGGGAGGAACUAAAGGACCUUCUUCCUGCUUCAAGGUGGUGAAGAUGGUGAUGGAGAGACAGCUGAAGCCGGUCAUAGUCUUCAGUUUCAGUCGCCAGAACUGCGAGGCUCUUGCACUGGACAUGUCCAAACUGGACUUCAACACACGUUAGCUUUUCCUCUCCCCUCCCCCUCAUCUCCCUUCUAAGGCUUACCCCGCUAAAACCGAUAUUGAUAUCUAGUCAAGUAAUAUUUCAACCAACAAUACCACUCAGUCCAAUAAACUAGAACCUGUAGACAGUGGUGAGUGAUUUGUAAACAAAGUUAGAAAUUUCAGAUUUGACACGUGUUACGGUAUGUUACGUAAAGUAUUACGGUAUGCACAGCCACUCAGGCAACCGGGUAGACUCUCUUUCCUAACAAGCUAACUCCCUGCCACCCCAGCUGAUGAGAAAGCGCUGGUGGAGGAGGUGUUUACCAACGCCAUUGACUGUCUGUCGGAGGACGACAAGAAGAUACCGCAGGUUGAGCACAUUCUUCCUCUCCUCAAGAGAGGGAUAGGAAUUCACCACUCGGGGCUGCUGCCCAUUCUCAAGGAAGUCACCGAGAUCCUCUUCCAGGAGGGCCUUAUACAGGCGCUAUUUGCGACAGAGACCUUUGCUCUCGGUCUGAACAUGCCUGCGAGGACGGUCGUCUUCACCAGUGCCAGGAAAUUUGACGGAAAAGAGUUCCGAUGGAUCAGGUCUGGGGAGUAUAUACAGAUGAGUGGUCGUGCGGGGCGACGAGGAAUUGACGACAGGGGCAUCGUCAUGUUCAUGGUUGACGAGAAGAUGGACUCCUCUGUUGGCAGAGAACUUCUGAAAGGUAAACCAGACCCUCUGAACAGUGCGUUCCGACUCACCUACAACAUGGCCCUCAACCUCCUGCGAGUGGAGGAGAUCAAUCCAGAGUACAUGUUGGAACGCUCCUUCUUCCUCUUUCAGAACAACUCCUCCAUUCCCUCCCUGGAGAAAAAGGUGAAGGAGCUGGAGGGAAGGAGAGAUAGAGUUGUGAUUGAGAACGAAGACCAGAUCACCAACUACUACAGGAUCAGACAGCAGCUCCACAGACUGGAGGGAGAGAUGCAGACGUUUGUAACGAAGCCCAAGUACUGCGUGCCUUUCCUGCAACCUGGUCGACUGGUGAAAGUUGAACAUGGAGACGAGGAAGACUUUGGCUGGGGAGCUGUCGUCAAUUUCCAGAAGAAGGCCAAUCAAAAGAUGCAGAGUGAAGCUGUGUAUGCAGUGGAGGUGCUGCUGUGUUGUUCCACCGAUUCCUGCAAGAGAGCCCCAAAAGAACCGCCAAAACCGCCUCCAUCGGGAGACAGGGGAGAGAUGCAGGUUGUUCCAGUCCUCCUGCCUCACCUAACAAAACUGAGCUCAGUCAGAGUCUAUCUUCCCAAGGACCUGCGCCCGCUACAGAACAGGAAAGUCGUCCGAACGGCCAUUGAGGAGGUACAGAAACGAUUCCCCGACGGCCUGCCUUUCCUCAAUCCCGUCAAAGACAUGCACAUCUCUGACGACGAGUUCAGAAAGAUAGUCCAGAAAGUUGAGGCUCUUGAGAAGAGAUUGUUGGCCAGCCCUGUACACAAGAACCCUCAGCUGGAGACCCUCUAUAACCUCUGCCAGAAGAAAGCUGAGCCCCUCUUUCUCCUCCCCCUCCACCUCCACAGUGGAGAUGAGCUACUGCUAACAGAGCUAAUGUUCAACGGAGCGUUCAAUGAUCUGACAGUGGAGCAGUGUGUGGCACUUCUCUCCUGCUUCGUCUUCCAGGAAAGGGCUGAUGCAAUGCCAAAGUUAUCAGACGAACUCGCUGGACCGCUGAAAAUGAUGCAGGACACGGCGCGGAGGAUCGCUCGGAUAUCGAUAGAGGCCAAGUUGGACAUGGAGGAGGAGGCCUACGUGGAGAGUUUCAGACCGCACAUCAUGGACGUUGUGCACGCCUGGGUCUCGGGAGCCCCGUUCUCACAGAUAUGUAAAAUGACAGACAUCAUGGAAGGUAGUGUGAUUCGCUGCAUUCGCCGGCUGGCUGAGCUGCUGCGUCAGAUGUGCCAGGCUGCCAAGGCAAUUGGCAACACUGAACUGGAAAACAAAUUCUCUCAAGGUAUUAUGAAGAUCAGAAGAGACAUUGUGUUUGCAGCUAGCCUUUAUCUUUGACCCCAAUUCUUCCCCUCUCUUGUAUUAUUCAUCAUCCGCAUGCGCUAUGUGUGGGUGGAAUUUACGCAUGCGCUAAUACUUUGCAAGGCUAAAGAGGUGGGGCUGAUGGAAUUCAAUUUUGCGCGUGGGAGAGCCGCCCAAAACCUAGACCUGUGAUUCUCUUCGUGAGCCUGGCUAUAACCAACGGAGCUAGGGAAGGAGAGAGAGAGAUGCGGAUUACACUGCAGCUGCUGUGGAAACGUGCACAAGAGCCUCUGGAAGAAGUGGAACUGCUGAAUCUGUCGGGAAACAAAAUUAGUGGGAUAGAGGAGCUGGAACACUGCCCCAGUCUCCAGAGUCUCGUUCUGAGCAACAACAGCAUCUCUGUACUGCACAACCUCACUUCUUGUCAUCAGCUGUGGUCCCUCGACCUCACUGGGAACAGGGUCAAGAGUCUUCACGGACUCUCAAAGUUCCCAGUCCUCGGCUCUCUCAAGCUCUCGUGUAACGAGCUGGAGUGGGCGGAGCUUCGAGGCUGAGUCACAUGACCCUUCUCUCCCUGACCCUCUCUGGGAAUCCUCAACUAGACUCUGACCCCUACUAUAGAGAACAUGUUGUGGAUGCUCUACCCAAUCUCUGGGUAUUGGACAAUAGAAUUAUCACAGCCGGCGAAAGAAGACACGUGUCACAGUUCUUCCAUAAAUCUGAAACUUCUCCACAGCCUGUGUGGAGAAAGGCAAGUGAGAGGGUGUUUGUUCCGACCUUCAUGAAACAACUUCUGGUGAAUGGAGUCUUUGGGAAGAAGACAACUCAUCUCAUGGCUCAGUUCCCUGCCUCCUAUACCCACAACACUGAGAUGGACAGAAGGCGACUCCAUUAUCUGGCACACACCCUGGAAGAAGAGAUAAAGCUACACAUGAAAUACAGCAGCAAGGAGAUGGAGGGAGAGGGUCGGGUCCCCGAGCUGUGCCGGAUGAUAGAGACAAGAAACAGCUCCACAGAGCAGUCCACCACCAUGUUACUAAUCCUCAUAUUGGCUCACCUAGAAUAUGGACUACCACACGACAUACUGAGGGAGACACUCGAAACAGCAAAACUGACAAAAAUUGGGGAGGUCUGGUGUGCCGAUGUCUUUGGUCUCCCGCGUGACAUGAUGCUGGGAGUGGCUACUUUACUGCUCGGUGCAGCCGCUGUUGAUAGACAGGACAAGAAGGUAUGCAGUGGAACCUCCGAAUAGGGACAUCUCCCUAUAGAGGA